This is a messenger RNA of Naumovozyma castellii, 2070 nucleotides long. RefSeq names its product Gtb1p (gene GTB1). The coding region runs from base 1 to 2070 and encodes 689 amino acids. The record is from RefSeq and is a predicted model, not a curated record. The transcript has a single exon. Lineage: Eukaryota; Fungi; Ascomycota; Saccharomycetes; Saccharomycetales; Saccharomycetaceae.
AUGCGUUGGUUGUUUGGAUCUAUAGUUGUACUAAUAGCAGGAUGCACAACCGCUUCUGAAUUAGUAGGUCUGUCUCCGAAUAAAUUGAAGGAAUACCAUGAUAAUAUUGUUACGGUGGAUGGUAUAAAAAAAUGGAAGUGUCUAGGAAAUCCAGAAAUCCUAGUUGAGUGGUCACAGAUAAAUGAUGGGGUAUGUGACUGUCCUGAUGGUUCGGACGAGCCGGGUACUUCUGCAUGUACGAAUAAUAAUGAUGAUUUAUUCUAUUGUGAAAAUGAUGGCUUCAUCCCUAAAUUUAUCCCUAGGAGUUCUGUAAAUGACGGCAUUUGCGAUUGUUGUGAUUGUUCUGAUGAGGCCUUGCUUUCAAAAGUAGAUAACAAUGCAGUCGAUGUAAAAGGAAAUACUUGCUCAAAAUUGAAGACAGAACUAGAAAAUGUUGUCAAGGAUGAGCUUGCUAAUUACAAAUUAGGUCAAAAGAAACUUCUCAAACUUUUAUCUAAGUAUAACAUCCCCUUAGCUGAUGGUAGUCAAAAGAAUGGACAGGAAACUAUCAAGGAGAACAAAUUACUCGUGAAGAAAUUAAAAUCGGAAAUUGAAACUAUCUCACAAACAUUAAAAGACAACAAGGCGGUACUGAAAGAGGAGAAAGGAAAUUUCUUAAGAAAAUUAAAGGAAGAUGAUCCUAUUUUAUAUGCCUACAAUGAGAUAGAUAACAAAGAGAUAGUAGGAUCGUUGAAUUCCUCAUUUUAUGAGGUUGCUAGAAUUAGUCAAGCUUACGUUGAUCUUCUUAAGAUUAUAGAUGACCUUUCUAACUCAUAUUCUGAUUCGUUAAAUGAUCGUGUUGUGAAUGAUAAUGUGGAAAAAUAUUAUGAAAUUAUUAGUCAAAACGAAAUGCAUAAGGUGAAUGCUGAUGCAGCCACCGAUAGAGAUUUGAGUCUACAGUUAACGGAAUAUUUCCAACAAGAGUUGCCAGCUCUAUUUUGGGAAAGAGAAGCAGAACAUGAUGCAAAAUAUGUUGUAAAUAAAGCAGGUUUUGUGGAUAAUUUAAUUAGGGGUAAAAUUCAAUAUACUGAAACGUUACUUAAUUUUGUCAAACAAUUCCGUGCCAUUAUGGAUGACAUUUCCUCAAAUUAUAAUGUUAAUUUUCAAGAUAGUGGUGUGAAGGCUGCUGUGGAGUCGUAUCAGAAUUAUCUUGGUAAAUAUGAUGACCUUUUAGACCUUAAGAAACUGGAAAUACCGAAGAAUUUUUCAAAUGAGCUAGAAAAAUUGAGAACGUUGGUCAAGAAAUCUGCCCAAACACUUCUCAGUUCUGACGCAGAUGACGAUAAAUUGCAGCUAGAAGAUGAUCAACAAAUGAAAUUCGAAUCGUCAAAAUUAUCCACUAUAAAACGUCAAGUAAGCACACAUGAAAAUGAGGUUGCAAAAUUAGAAAACAAGCUUACUGUAAAGAAUAAUGAGCUGAACUCUUUAGAGGAAUCGAUGGCUUCAAAAAAUAAUGAUGUUGAAGACAAGAAACAUCAAUUAUUAAUGGCUAGGAUUUCUAACUUACUGGAGGAAAUGGGAGACACGAAGAUUAUUCAGGAAGAAUUAGAUAAUUACUUAUAUGAGAUUACAGCUAACCCUAAAACUCCUGGCAGCAUAUACCAAAUAGAGACCAAGAAUGAUGGGAAUAUUGUAAAGAUUGGUAGUUUGCAACGAAUUAGUUUGAAUAAAGAGGAUAACCUACAAAAAUACGUGGAGCAUUUAAAGAUGCUAUUCCCCAAAGAAGAUUUGGUUUCUCAUUUAAUCAGUGAAACUGAAAGUGAAACAGGCGAUAGGAAGUAUUUAUUUGGGAACUUGGCGAACAUCAAUAAUGGUGUAGUUCUUGAAUAUGGUGAAGGCCAUAGAUGUUGGAAUGGACCUCAAAGAUCGGCACAACUUUUUAUUAAAUGUGGUGAGAAAUUUAAGUUACAUAAUGUUUACGAAGCUACCAAGUGCAGAUAUGUCUUUGAUGCUAGUGGGCCUCUGGGUUGUAGCGAGAGUUUCAAAUACUUACCAAUUUCGGACGAUUGGGUGAAGAAUCCACAAGCUUAA